Crotalus tigris (Tiger rattlesnake) is the source of this 8337-nucleotide messenger RNA. It is a transcript of the gene PLXNC1, whose product is annotated as plexin C1. The transcript has 31 exons. The coding region runs from base 244 to 4809 and encodes 1521 amino acids. Gene Ontology annotation, cellular component: semaphorin receptor complex. Gene Ontology annotation, molecular function: protein binding; semaphorin receptor activity. The record is from RefSeq and is a predicted model, not a curated record. Gene Ontology annotation, biological process: regulation of cell migration; regulation of cell shape; negative regulation of cell adhesion. NCBI's taxonomy places the organism in Eukaryota, Metazoa, Chordata, Lepidosauria, Squamata, Viperidae.
GUCGCCUGCGCAAGGGACGGAGGCGAGGCGGGCUUCCCAGCUCCCAAGGAGAAAAGGGGAACUGGUGAGGCGCGAGGCAGCUGAGGCACAGAGGAAACCACAGAGCGGGGGAAGGGCGGCCGCGGGAGCGGUUCCCUCCUCGUACGAAGGGUGGGGCAGGGCUGCAGCCGCUGGCAUGUCGGAGGUACCAGAGCCUCUCCCGCCAGCCGAGGAGCCCUAGGUAGCUGGAGAAGAGCGGGGACCAUGGCCCGAGGACCGGGGUGCACGAGAAGGCAGCUGUCUCGCCGUUACACUGGGAGCUCGGCGUUGCCCGCGCCGCCGCCGCCGCCACUACCGUCGCUGUUGCUGCUGCUGCUGCUGGCCUGGGCUGCUGCGGGGGCCCGAGAGCAGGGGCCCCUCGAGUUCCCGCGUGCCGUUGCUAACCUGGCCGUGAGCGGGGAGCGCUUCCUAGUAGCCAGCGGCAACUGCUGGUACGAAGUGGCGCCUUCGCUGGCAUGGAAGGAGGAGCGCUACUGCGAGCCGCAGGGCAGUUCCUGUGGGACGCCGGUGGCCUCAGUCAACAAGCUGCUGCUGCCCUUCGAUCGCGACCGCUUGCUCAUCUGUUGGACUCAGCCGCGAGGCGUCUGCUAUGUCCAGAACCUUACCGAUGGGAGCUCCCCGGAGAAGUUGGGCGACGAAUUGGUGACCUACGCGCCUAAAGGCGCGGCGGCCGGACUGUUGUUUUGCGACAAUUGCUCAGACUGGUCCUUGGUCGUGGCCACGACCCACAAGCUAAACAAGUGCUUCGAUGAUCCCCCGGCUAGCAUCGCCAACAAGGCGGUCUUCCUCAUAAAAGUACGCGAGAAAAGAGUGGACGAAGACAGCCAGGUGCCCAUGAAGGAGGUGUACAACCUGCACUUCGAGGAUGCCUUUCGCUGGCAGAAGCACUUCUUUUUCCCUUAUUGGUAUAACAAUGGAAACACGGAGGCCAAGAUGCUCAUCGCUCGCUAUAAGGAAAACGCCUUCGAGUACAAUAGCCAGCUUCUGCGAUGUGGCGCCGGCAGCGAGACCAAAGUUCUUUCCUCGGCGUACCUGGAGCAACGCGAGCUCUGGGUCGGGAUUUUCAGCUCAGCCUCAGGUCCCGCCACGCCGACUUCCACGAGCCUUUGCAUCUUUGCUCUUGAAGAGCUGCUGAAAAAUGCGAAAAGCUGCAGCUUCAGCGAGCCCUCCACUUCCGAGUUCCAUUCGGAAUCCGAACCUCCAGACACAUGUAUAAAAGUUAUAUGGCCAAUCAACAACUCAACUUCUCUGAGUCACUUUAAUUUGGUUUCAGUUUAUGCCACUGUGCUUCUAAACAAGAUUGUUUUAUUUUUAGGGACAGGAAAUGGGCAGCUGUUGAAGAUUGUUCUUGAUGACAAAAUGAAGCCAAAUUGUCCAGAAAUUUUAUAUGAAAUUAAGGAAGAAACACCCAUUUUCCAUAGGCUUGAACUUGACCCUACGGAUCAGAAUUACAUCUAUCUACCAUCUAAUAAUAUGAUCAGGAGAAUACAGGUUGCAAAUUGCAGCAAAUAUAUUUCCUGUAGAGAUUGUUUAUCUGCAAUGGACCCACACUGUGGAUGGUGCCAUACAAAGAAAAGCUGCACUUUAAAAGGAGAAUGUUCAUUUUCUAGUAACUCACCUAACUGGGUAAAUAUUUCAUACAGCAUCAAUAAGUGCCUGAAAAUCUAUACUUCUCAACUCAAAAAUAGUAAGAUUCAUGUGAGAGUAGAUGUAAAUUCUUUUGGUCUUUCUGAAGCACAUUCCCGUUGCAAGAUGUUAAAUGCAAGGACCAAUGAAAUUCUUUGUGAUGUGAAUCAACGCCAUCUGAAUUGUUCCUGUGAUAUAAAUUUUGAAGAUCGAUCAGAAGUUCAAGUGUCAUUCAUCUCAGGAACUUGGAAGUUAUCAGAAAUAUUUGAAUUUGACAUCUGUUCCUUAUCAAAAACAUGCUCAGAAUGUAAUCAUAUGCACUGUACCUGGAAUGCUAGAGAAAAAAAAUGUGUUAUCUCUACCAUGACUUGUGCCAAAAAAGUUGAUUGUAGUAGUGCUAUCAAUGCAUUAAACAAAAAAGAUAAUUCAGCAACAUCAAAGCCUAUUAAAAUUAUUUCCAUUGAACCGAACUACAUAUCAACAUUAGGUAAACCUGAAGUGCUAGUCAUAGGAGAAAACUUUACAAAAUCAAAUUUUUUGAUGGAGAUAACUGGAACAAGCAGCUGCCAACGAGAUGUGGGAUAUGUUACUAAAGUGUUAAAUGACACACACAUGAAAUUCUGUUUACCACCAAGUCGUAAAGAAGUCAAGAGUGCAUGCAUAAAGGAAAACGGGUUUGAAUGUUCACCUUCUCUUCCACUACAUUACGUCUCUUUUCCAUCAUGUUCUGAGAUCCUUCCAAAUAUUACUUGGAUGAGAGGAGGUCGCAAUGUGACUAUACAUGGGAAAUAUCUGAGUAUUGCAGAUGAAAUUAUUUUAAGUGACUUUCCACAAAACCUAAUGCAUUUUACUUGCCACAAAAAUAAUUUUGAAUGCAGUUUUACAACUCCAGCUGUUAAAAUGGAGAAAGGACCUAAGAUUAUUAAUAUUAUUCUUAAAGUUAAAAAUAUUAAUAUAUCUUGUGGUGACUUUCAAUAUUAUCCUGAUCCUAAAUUUCUUCAUUAUGAACUCAUAACUGAUUUGGAACCUGACCUGGAAUUGAAAAUACAUAAAAAAAAAGACAACUUAAAUCUUUCUAGACAUGAACUUGAAGUUUUCUUAUCUGAUAAGAAUCUGAUCAACAUAACAUUCAAUGUCCAAAAUAUUUCAAAAACAGCUACUCGUAACAUAAUACACUGUAGAGCUAGACAGGAAAAAAACCUUAUCAGCAAGAUUAACAAGUCAAGCAUGAAAGUUUAUGUCAAGGUGGGGAAUUUUGUGUAUGAAGUUCCUAAUGAAAACAAGAACUAUUCAUUCUUCUACAUUCUUUUGUUAAUCCCAAUAGUAAUUGUGGUUGCAUUUUUUGUCACCCAGCGAAAGUCCAAACAAUUAAAUCGAAAAUUGAGUGAACAUCUGGAGCUAUUAGAAUGUGAACUUCGUAAAGAAAUACGGGAAGGGUUUGUUGAACUACAAGUUGAAAAAUUGGAUAUAAUUGAUAGUUUUGGAACAAUUCCAUUUCUUGACUACAAGCAUUUUGUUCUUAGGACUUUUUUACCAGAGACUAUAGAUAUUUCAUCUAUAUUUAUUGAAGACUCUAAUGAACCACUAAGCAAAGACCAGGGUCUAUAUGCAUUAAUUUGUAACAAACAUUUUCUUGUUACUCUGAUUCACAUUCUUGAAAAACAGAAAACCUUUGAUGUGAAAGAUAGAUGCUUGUUUGCAUCUUUUUUGACAAUUGCACUACAGACCAAUCUAGUCUAUUUAACUAAUAUUCUAGAAGUUUUGACAAAAGAUUUGAUGGAGCAAUCUAGCAAUAUACAACCUAAGCUGAUGCUGAGGCGUACAGAAUCGGUAGUAGAAAAGCUGCUUACAAACUGGAUGUCAGUUUGCCUUUCUGGUUUUCUUCGGGAAACAGUUGGGGAACCAUUCUUUUUACUUGUAACAACUUUAAAUCAAAGGAUUAUCAAGGGUCCUGUGGAUGUAAUAACUUGCAAGGCCCUAUACACACUAAAUGAAGACUGGUUACUCUGGCAAGCCCCUGAAUUCAGCACAGUGGUAUUAAAUGUUGUCUUUGAAAAUAUCCAAGAAAAUGAGGCCAGUGGUGCUACUCAGAAUAUCCAAGUUAAAGUAUUGGAUUGUGACACCAUUGGACAGGCCAAAGAGAAGAUCCUACAGGCCUUUCUGAACAAGAACGGAUCACUAUAUGGUCUCCAGCUAAGAGAAAUGGGACUGACUCUUGAGUCUGUUUCCCAAGCAAAAGAACUUCUGGAUGUAGAUGGUUCCUCAGUGAUUUUGGAAAAUGGGGUUACUAAGCUGAAUACCAUAGGUCAUUAUGAGAUUUCAGAUGGAGCAAAAAUGAAAGUAUUUAAGAAGAAACAAGAUAUAUCAGCUGAUGGAGAAUAUUCUGAGGAUUAUUGCCAUCUGAUAUUACCAGAUGCAGAAGCAGCCAAAGAAACACAGAGUGCAAAACAUAAAGGAAAACAAAAAUUUAAAGUCAAAGAAAUGUAUCUUACGAAACUUCUCUCUACUAAGGUUGCUAUCCACUCAACUGUUGAAAAGCUCUUUAGAAGCAUUUGGAAUUUGCCUAACAAUAAAGCCCCAGUUGCUAUUAAAUAUUUUUUUGAUUUUCUGGAUGCUCAAGCUGAAAAUAAAAAAAUUACAGAUCCCGAUGUGGUUCAUAUCUGGAAAACCAACAGUCUGCCUCUUCGAUUCUGGGUGAAUAUUCUGAAGAAUCCUCAAUUUGUGUUUGAUAUUAAAAAGACUCCACAUAUAGACGGCUGCCUGUCAGUCAUUGCACAAGCAUUUAUGGAUGCAUUUUCUCUGUCAGAGCAACAAUUGGGAAAGGAAGCACCAACAAACAAACUUCUCUAUGCUAAGGAUAUACCACUUUAUAAAGAGGAAGUUAAAGCUUUCUAUAAAGCAAUAAGGGAUUUGCCUCCAUUGCCCAGAGCAGAGCUAGAAGAAUUUUUAAUUCUGGAAUCACAGAAACAUGAAAAUGAGUUUAAUGAGACCGAGGCCUUGAAUAAAAUUUAUCAAUAUAUAACAAGAUACUUUGAUAAGAUACUGAAUAAAUUAGAGACAGAACGAGGGUUUGAAGAAGCCCGACAGCAACUCUUAAAUAUAAAAGGUUUAAUGGAUGAAAAGAAAAAAUGCAAAUGGGCGUAGGAAUUUAAUUGUAUAAUUGCUGGUGUUAUGGAACCAAAUUGAAAAUAUUGCCCAACCCAAUUCGCACAAAAGCAGCAAUGGAUGCCAUCAGAUUGGAACAGCCAUCUCCAGAUGUGUCAACAAAGUGGAGCCUGGACUGAGAAGUAUACCUUCCUGCUGCUGGCAGCUGAAGCAAUCUCUCUAUGCAGAUCUUCCCUCCUAGAUUGACACAAUCAAGUAAUUUUGGUUGAAUUUUUUGAAUUAAAAACAAACUGAAAUACAGAUCUUAUAUAAACAAACUGGUUGUGUUAUAUAGUUCACAACUGUGUCUAAUUUCUAUGCUGUCAUUGAGCAGCAUAGUGCCUUAAGUGCCUUAAAAAACUUCUCUCUUGGUUUCAGAUAAGCACAAAUAUAUCCUGUUGUUAUUCAUAUCUGAGAAUCAAAAUCAUUAGAGAGUUUUCAGUUGCUAUAUGGUUUGAUAACAAAGUGCAGAGUUUCAGUUUCCUCCAAAUAGUUGCACAUUGUGGCAUAACUAAAAGUGAUGUGUGACUGAAAUGGAGGGGAAGAUUUCCAGCACAUUGAUACAGAAACGUAAUUCAUCUCUUGUUAAAGUCGGUUUCUUAUCCCGUUCAUCCAUUGAAGAUCUUAUGGACACAUCCAUGUAAGUCUCUUGGCAGAAUAAUGGAAGUGGUUUGCAUUGGCCUCAACUUCCCUGUCUUCUGAACGCAAUUUACACUUUGAAUUUUUUCCAUCAUUGUAUCUGCACUUUUAAAAAAUGGAGAUGAAGGCCUUUCCUAUCUGUAUUUUUAUUAGUAUAUACAUGCAUUGUAAAUAUAAGGGCAAAAGAAAAAUUACAAAGAGGUUUUUUUAAAACAAGAUUCAUAAAUGUAUCAUAAUUUUAUUGUUGACUAUAAAGAAAAUGUGCAGGAGGGCUCAACUUCUGUGCUUUCCCUGCAGAUGGAAUACCAAUUUUCUCAGCUAUAUUUUAUAGGGCCCUGCAGUGUCUGCAUUUGAAGGCAAAACGAUAUUGUCUGCUACUCCUUCAGGAAGUUGUAUCUUUUUCUGGGAUUGGGGUGGUGCACCACAAUUAUAGCAGAAUCCCAAGGAAUGGAUAGGUUUGAUAUAAUGAGUGCUAUGUACACACUCUAAAGUGUCUCCUUGCCUUCAAAUAUGAGUCACUGCUCAGCUCCAAUAUUUAGAGUUUCUUUAUUGCAUCCUGCUCAGAGUAAUAUUUGCAAGGAACACAUCAGCAGAGGUUUGCAUCUACUGUAUCAUUUAAAAAAAAUUAAACAGAAAAAUUUAAAAGUGCCUCAAGAAAUAGACAUUAUAUCAGGUUCUGGUCCCAAUACUUCUUGCUAGGAAAACCCUAAUGACAUUGGCAAGCUUAACUAGCCAUUAUAGGCUGAUGAUUCUCUAGGAGAAGGGUGCCCAAACUUGGCAACUUUAAGAUUUGUUGAUUUCAACUCCCAGAAUUCCCAAUCCAGCAUGGUUAGCUUGUCCAGCAAAAUACAAAUAGAUGUAUUCUAAUACAGAGGUCCCCAACCCCCGACCGAAUGCAUGAAACUUUAUUUGCACAUGGGUGGGAUUAGGUUGCAUGCGUGAAACCAUUCCCCCCCUCCCCCGCUGCUGCCGCUGCCAGUCUGUGAAACCAAAAAGGUUGGGGACACUGGUCUAAUAGGAAAAUGGAGGGGAGAGCCAUUCCCACACUGUUUCUUCUAAGGCAGCGGCUCCCAACCUUUUCUAUACCCUGCACCCUUAGAACGUUUCUGAUAUAUUCUCCUGCCCCUUACAAAAUUUCAAAAUAACGAAUUAUGCAUAUACACUAUCAUUUUGAAACUUCUAAAGCCAAGUUUUUGCACCCCCUAGAAUAUUGUCUCACACUUCCUGUUGGGAACCCCUGUUCUAAGGUGUAGACAGGCAGAGAAGAGACUUGUCUAUUUCUCAUUGAAUAUAUCUAUGUAAAAAUAAAAAGCAAAGCAUUGAGGCCGAUGUUGUUUUUUCCUUCCUUCAGAAAAUGUUUUACAUCAUGUGGAAAAUAGGUUUUACGAAAUUAAAAGAAUAUUAAGCACAAUGUGUCAUAUUUAUCAAUAGGUGCUGAACAUUUCUCCCCCCAAUAAUUGCCUGUUAAUUAUUGGAUGAGUAACAUAAGAAUGAACAAAACAUACAACUCAAUGUUACAUAGCAUGGAUGUCUCUGAAGAUGAGAGUAGGGUUUCCCAAACUAAAUUGUAUCAAAAAUGAUACAGUGAAUCUGUAUGUUCCUACCCCCCACACAAUUGAGUUCCUGAAUUCAGUUUCAUUUUGAAGACAGUUAUUCUUAUUCAUCAGAGUCAGGAAGGAAAGAGGGUGAUGGUGGUUCUAAACCAGCUUGAGUUAAACACUUGCACAACACUGAGAAAUGUAAGUUGCUUUCAGAAUAUCUGCCAGUUAUUGCCCAGGCACUAGUGCUACUCUUUUGAAGGGCAAAAUGGUGAUGGUGGUGCCUGUGAAAGAAAAAAAUAUAUGAAAAAGACCACUCAGGCUUCCUAUUUGAUAGGCAUCAAGAGCUGGCUUGCUUUCAGUAACUGUUAAGUCUACUCCAAAAAACAGAGCAGCAAGGAAGGUACUUGGAAUGGGAUUUCCAAAAAAAUAGCCUUUUUAAAAAUACCUAAACAGGAUCUUCCCCCCUCCCCCCCGGUUCUUUCUUCCCUUUUUUCAUCCUAAUUAAUUCUGUGUUGAUUUCUGUUCAAUUGUAUUUUCUCUGUUCUUUUUCUCCCUAAACAUCUAUUCCUUCCUCAAAUGUCAUGGUGUUUUAGAUGUUCCAUUUCCGCUGGAAGGGCACAGGGAAAUGUGUAUAUAUAAUUAUGUUUCUCUGCGUGAAAGUAGCUUGUGCAUGCAGAAAGGAUCAGUACUGUAAGUGGAGCACUUUAUUUGAUAAGUAAUUCAUUUUGAACAGUAGUUACUAAAUUAAUACAUGCGGGACCAGGGAUUGUACUUGUUUUUUGGGGAAACAAUUUCCAAUAAGCAUAUAUAUAUAUAUGGAGGCAUGGGGUGGGGUGCAGUGGGAAAUGUCCAAGGCUGGUUUUAGCUGGAGCUUGUACACAGGAUUUUAAAAAGUUCUUUGAAAAUUGCAAUGUAUUUAUUGUAUGUUGCAUUAUUGAAAAGAACUACUGAAAUAAAAUAUUUCUGACAAUCUCUGUAAACAAGCCACAUUUUAGCAUUCCUAUAGUAAAUGUGUAAAACAAUUUAAAAUUAUUUUAAAUUUUAUAGAUGCAUAUAAUUCCAAUCUAUUAGGCUUAAAGUAAUUGUUUUCAAGUAUAUAUGGAGUUUGAAAAUAUAUUGCAUGAAUAUGUAAAAUGUUUCAUUUCACAUAUAUAAACUGCAAUAUUUAUUUUUGUUUGAUUUGAAACUUUAGUAUAUGUUCCAGUUUUUCAAGAAAAUCAAUGUGAAAACAAGUAUAGCAUUUUUAAUGGGCAGAUAAUUUAGAAAUCUGUUUUUUACAGAAAUCAGUUUUAUUCCAGAAUUAUAAUUUUCAAAAAUGGAAAAAUAAAAAAUAAACUUCAAAAUUUUA